AAAUUCUAAGUUGGAUGACCGUUGAAAACGAUUUUUCCCAGAUGGAGCUCGAUUUUUUCCGAGUUCCCAGAUGUCUUGAACGCACUGAAGUCUGAGAUUUACGAGUUCCCAUAUGUUUUGAACGCGACAAGAGCUGUGAUGAAUGGGAUGAGAGGAGAAAUCAGAGACUACACAAACAGACGGCUGAAGAAGGGAGCCGUUCGAUGGAGCGAAAAGAGGUCGUGAUUUGACAUUUGAGAUCUCUGUCUGAUAAAUAAUAUCAACGAACUGGCAAUCGUUCAUAUUUAAACAUAAUUUACCAUAGCAUUUCAUAUUCGCCCGGCAUCUUAGAUGCUAGCUGCUUGUCUGAUCUGGUACUAGAGAUGGUGGAGCCAUGAGAAUGCACCAAGUCUUUCCGCGAAAACAGAUGGGAGAUGAAGCCUACUCGACAAAAAAACACAUUCCUCUGUAGCUAAAAAUGAGUUUAUUAUUGUUGCAGAUGUAUUUAUGAUGUUAGUGCCAUGCAAUGAUGCGUUUGAUAAGCUGUAGUAGAAUAGCUGCUGGAGGAAUUUUGAUGGCACUUACGACGCCAGGGAAAGAGGCAACGAGUAAAUUGUGCUAUUUUGAACAGUCGGGCCUUACAAAGUGACAUGCAGGAAUGAAUGUUCAGCAUUUUUCUCGCCCGAGGAUAACUGUAUGCGGUGCAGGCAGCUGGUCACAUUGAAAGCGGCGGUGUCUUUGGAGAGUAGCGAAAUACAAGGCAGCGGAGAGGAGCGCCGAGCUGUAAUACCUAAGUCCGUCUAGAACCAAGUGGAUAUUUUAAGAUUAUUUUAGCAGCCAAGAUAAGAUUUUGUUCUGCCAAUAUUAAUGCAAGCGGUCCCUAUUUACCUGCCUUAUAAGUGUAAAAUGAGGUUCGCGCUACAUGGGAAUUAAAAACAGUCUGUCAAUCAUGUAUGUGGUCCUUGGUAGCCAACAUUAGCUUAGCUGCUAUCGUCGUUGAGCAUGAUUGAAAAGUGCAUAUCAUUUAUCUAACGUCAACACCGAUGUUUUCGAUCCCCAUGCAUGCACCGACACGUUUGUUUGGGAGAGCUUUCAACCAACACCCACAGCGUAAAACAGACGAACAGGCUAUGUCGGCGUGAAGGGAACCACACUGACUAUCUCGAGUACCUCCUCAAGCCAUAGCCGUCAACAGCGUUGUGAAGAACCGAUUAUUGGAGAGGAAAACACAGUAGCUUGUUCAUUCCCGCGUUGGAGCCCUCGGCGACCACGGCCUGAAUCCCUUCGAUUAACCGACCAAGCAAAAUGGGAGAGCAGCCCAUCUUCAGUACGAGGGCACAUGUCUUCCAGAUCGACCCCACCACCAAGAAGAACUGGGUUCCCACUAGUAAACACGCCGUCACAGUCUCCUACUUCUACGACAGCACGCGCAACGUCUACCGCAUCAUCAGUCUGGACGGCUCUAAGGCAAUCAUCAACAGCACCAUCACCCCCAACAUGACCUUCACCAAGACCUCCCAGAAGUUUGGCCAGUGGGCUGACAGCCGAGCCAACACCGUCUAUGGCCUGGGCUUCUCCUCAGAGAACCACCUGCUCAAGUUUGCAGAGAAGUUUGCAGAGUUUAAAGAGGCGGCCCGAUUAGCCAAGGAGAAAUCCCAGGAGAAGAUGGAACUCACCAGCACCCCCUCUCAGGAGUCGGCCACCGGUGACCUGCAGUCACCUUUGACCCCGGAGAGCAUCAACGGCACUGAUGACGAGAGGGGCACCACCCCUGAAAUGCCGCAGCACCCACCCGAGCCCCGUCCCGAGCCGUCUCAGAACCAGCUGCCCUUCUCCCACAGUUCGUCCAGUAUUAACAAGCACUGGGAGGCCGAGCUGGCAGCCCUGAAGGGCAACAAUGCCAAGCUGACAGCAGCUCUGCUGGAGUCCACAGCCAACGUCAAACAGUGGAAACAACAACUGGCUGCUUACCAGGAGGAGGCUGAGAGACUACACAAACGGGUGACAGAGCUGGAGUGUGUUAGUGGUCAGACGCCAGUCAUCAAAUCCCAGAAGACUGAGCUCAACCAGACGAUAGAAGAACUGGAGUCAGCAUUAAAAGCCAAGGAGGAGGAACUAGAGAGGUUGAAAGAGGAAGUGGAGAGUGGUAAUGACUUCCAGACUCAGAAGGAGUCGCUAACACAUAAACUACAGGAGACUGAGGAGAGGAACCAGACGUUGGAGGCCCAGCUGGGGCAGUUGGAGCUGCAUCUGGAGGGCAGUCAGCUAGAGAGCGAGGCCUUCAGGAAGAGUCUGCGGUCCCUGCUGGAGCUGCUGGACGGGAAGAUCUUUGAGCUGACAGAGCUCCGAGACAGCCUAGCCAGACUCAUCGAGGACAGCAGCAGCUAGAAGAGACGAGAAGUGCUACGACAGAGCCCCCAAGUGGAGCACCAUCGCCACCAUAAUAACAUAGUGACUGGAAAAUGAAUUGUAGUCAGUGCACGAGGGCACUGUAUGAAAAUAUUCACACACUGCUAUUAGUACAUACACAGUCAUUAUUCUUCACUAACAUGCACAUAAUCAAGCAUGUGUUGAUUAUGCCACAUGCUUGAACAUAAUUGUAAAUAGAUAGACUUGCUCGCUUGGAUUCUCUAGUUUUGGCUAAUGUUCACUACAUAUUGCUGGUACACAUGUAUACUAUAUGAACAUACUCACACACUUUAUACACACACACACACUUCAGAGGUCCUGUCGAGGCUUUGCUUGGGCCCUGCCUUCCAUCUCUUUGCUCUCCCUGUGGGAUGUUCUUUACACAUUACAGACUACAAGCUGCUCAAAUAUCUAUUUUCUCUCUGCUUUUUUUUGCCAAGUCUGGCUAGCAUUCCAUAGGAGAGGAUGUUGAAUAGGGUGGGUUAUUUUGCUUUGGGUUUUUCUUCCAUUACAGACACUAUUAACAGAAAUAGGAAGCCCUCAUUUUCUAUAUUUAUUUGGUGCAAAGUUCAGAUUAGUUGCUGGUGGAUGUUUUUGUUUAAUCUUUGCUGUUGUCCGUCAUGGGUUCAGGUCUGUUUUCUAACUAUUCUGCAUAUACCACUUUAUUAUUCAGUUAUUACUACAGUACUAUUAUUGCUCUGGUUGCUAUGGAGAUAUCAUUGUCAGCCAAAUGGACAGUCCGAUUAGAUGAGGUCAUGGAGAUGUAGACAGUUGUACUCACUGAUCCUUACAGCGUUUCACUGGACUCUACGGCCGUUUGCUCUGAGGCCCCAUCUAACACUGGGCUAGGACUAAGGGUCAGAGGUCAGACAGAUGACCUCCCAGUGACCUUUGUUUUUAAAUGCUCCUAAUGUCCUCCUAUCACAACAUUUCCAUGGAGAUUAAAGAAGAAUGUGGCAUCUUGUCCAAGAUUGAGGACCGAUCUGGGACAACCUUCUAUACUAAAUGAGCAAUAUAAAGAGAGAGCGUCAAGAGUAAAAAUACACAUUUCAGUCUCGCUUUCAGGUAUUUUCCUCCUCUUCUGGGAAAUGUAAGGAGAGACGAGGUGGAAACAACGCCAACCCAAGGCCAGAAGCUGGGGUUUGGGUCAGCAGUUACUACAAGUCUUUCCUUUCUAUAAACUUUUUUAUUACAAAUACUAAUAUAACACAUUUAUAGUGCACUUGUGAAAAUGGAAUUGAAUGUUUGGGUGAAUCCAAAACUAUUUUUCUUUAUUUUCAUUCUCCUUGUUUCUGUUACAACUUGAAGUGCAGUGAUUGAUUGGUUCCUAUGUUUUCCCUUAAUUUAUUAUUCCAGAUAUAUUAUAACCACAGAUUGAGAAUUUUAUGAAACAAAUUUUUGUUUGAACUUAAUGAUUUUCAUGUCUGGUAUGUGGGUGUCAAGGUAGAUUUAUUAUUUUCUUGGUGUAAAAAAAAAAGAAAAACGGGCAAUAUUUUUGAACUACUUAAAAAGGAAAUGGAUUUACAGAGACCCUUGUGCAUAGCAUGUGUGGUUUGCAGAGACAUUAUUUCCUUUUGCCAAAUGUUUUCCUGUACAGAAUAUGAAUUUUGCUGACAUUGCCUUUGGUACAAAGAUGCAUCAAUGGUAGCUAACUACGGAUCUUUUGUCGGGUUUACUAUUGCCAAAAAUCUGUGAUAAUGUAUAAAAAAUAAAACUAUAUGUAUACCUGAAGAACACUAUUUAAGGGCUUGUUGGUUCUGGUAUCUUUGAGAGAUUUGAAUGUGGUUUCUGGGCUGGUUGGCGUUUUCAAUUAUGAUCUGUACUACAAUUUGAAAGGGAAUAAUGUUUGAGUAAUAAUUUUAAAUGAUUAUACCACAUGCUUAAACAAUUGUAAUUGAGUUUAUAGUAAAAUGUAAAAAAAAAAAAA
Messenger RNA from Oncorhynchus mykiss (rainbow trout), 4315 nucleotides. Its product is annotated as homer protein homolog 1. Gene Ontology annotation, molecular function: G protein-coupled glutamate receptor binding. The record is from RefSeq and is a predicted model, not a curated record. NCBI's taxonomy places the organism in Eukaryota, Metazoa, Chordata, Actinopteri, Salmoniformes, Salmonidae. Gene Ontology annotation, biological process: G protein-coupled glutamate receptor signaling pathway.